Penicillium chermesinum is the source of this 1479-nucleotide messenger RNA. RefSeq names its product chitin deacetylase CDA6. NCBI's taxonomy places the organism in Eukaryota, Fungi, Ascomycota, Eurotiomycetes, Eurotiales, Aspergillaceae. Gene Ontology annotation, biological process: carbohydrate metabolic process. Bases 1 to 1479 code for a protein of 492 amino acids. The record is from RefSeq and is a predicted model, not a curated record. Gene Ontology annotation, molecular function: chitin binding; hydrolase activity, acting on carbon-nitrogen (but not peptide) bonds. The transcript has 2 exons.
AUGCGUUCUUAUCAUUUCUUCAUCCCAAUUAGUCUUGCACUUACCAUCCUUCCAUGCCUGGGCGCGUCGGUUACGGGUUCCGUCACGAUUGACGAACCUGCUGAGCCAACUGUCGACCAGCGGCCGGUCUUACUCACUAGUCAGACUGAAGACGGAGCAUCGGAAGCAAUUCCUCAGUCCGACAGUGCCGCGGAUAUUGAUGAGCAUCUUCCCGUCUCACACCUCCGCCGAGCUUCUGGUGAGGUGACCAAAAGCCUCGAAUACCGAUGUGGGGAGAAAUGGGGAAGAUGCCCCAGUGGGACCUGUUGCUCGAGUGUCGGUUUCUGUGGCACGACCAAGGCACAUUGCCGGUCUCCAGACUGUCAGAUUGAUUUUGGCAAUUGCGACGCUCAUAAAACCCCCAAGGGUCCUCCUACUAAGGAAAUCCUACGUCCUCACAUCGGCGCAGUUCCGUACGGACCUGAGGAGAUCCGUUCUUGUGCGGUGCCCGGCACCGUUGCUCUGACAUUCGACGAUGGCCCUACCCGAUAUACCAACGAUCUGCUAGACCUGCUGGACAAGUACGAAGCGCCAUCCACCUUCUUCAUAACCGGAAUCAAUAAUGGUAAAGGCCAGAUCGACGAUCCGGAUCUUCCGUGGGCCGCCUUGAUUGAACGUAUGCUCCUCAGUGGGCACCAGGUGGCCAGUCACACCUGGUCUCAUGAAGAUCUCAGCAAGGUGACAGCUGUACAACGUGCAGACCAGAUUGAGAAGAAUGAAGCUGCGCUUCGCAAUGUCAUGGGAAGCUUUCCCACCUAUAUGCGUCCUCCCUAUUCCAGUUGUGCUAAGGAUUCUGGCUGCCGCGAGCAUUUGGGAAAGUUGGGUUAUCACAUCAUCUUGUAUGACAUUGAUACCGACGACUACAAGAACGAUCAUCCGAACUUGAUUCAACGCUCAAAGGACAUCUUCGACCAAGCUCUGUCCGCUGCUAGUCCCGCAUCCAAGUCAUGGCUCAUCAUUGCUCACGAUGCUCACGAGCAGACGGUCCAUAAUUUGACAGAACACAUGUUGAAGACGAUGGCGCGUCUCGGCUACCGUCCCUCCACAGUCGGUGAUUGCCUCAAAGACCCUCGGGAGCUAUGGUACCGCAAAGACAGCCGCUGGCCAGGUCACCGCAAGAAGAAGGGCCCCAAGAAGGCGGCUCCUAUGCAGAUUUCUGUUGACGGUACUUGUGGAAAGAACUAUACCUGUCUGGGCUCCAGUUUUGGUAUCUGCUGUGGCAACUGGAGCACGUGCGGGAAUUCAACUUCGCAUUGUGGCCCUGGCUGCCAGAAAGAGGCCGGAUAUUGUACAAUCGAGGCACCACCAAACGGAGAUGCAUGGGAUCCCAAUUUUCCGCACAAGAGCGGCAAGUCGGAGGCCGAUUCGGACUAUCGCAGUGUUGGUACUGCGGCCGCGACGUCGCUCUUCUUAGCAAUGAUGGUGGCGUUUUGGAUGUAA